UGUAUGACUCAAGGAAAGAAUAAGAAAUUAGGAAAGAAGAAGGGAUAAAAAAAGACCAUUGACCCAUUGGCUAGAAAGGAAUGGUUUGAAUUAACUGCCCCUGUCCCCUUCAGCGCUGGUGGAUUUGGCUAUACUUGCAUCAAUAAAUCUGCAGGAACAGGUAAUUAAUUAUAAUAAACCCUUUAGUUGUGGCCACUGAAGCCAUUAAAGGACGUGUAGUUGAGGCAUCCUUAGCUGAUCUUUAAGGAUAAUCAGAUCAAAUGGCAUGGAGAAAAGUCAAAUUAGUUAUUGAUGAUGUUGAAGGUACAAGAUGCAGAACUUCUUUCUAUGGCCUUGAUUCAACAAAGGAUAAGAUCUUUGGAAUGAUUAAAAAGCGAUAAACUUUGAUUGAGGUACUUUAAAAUUCAUAAUUUUUAAUUAGACUUAAGUUGAAGCCAGAUCAUCAGAUGGAUAUAUUUUGAGAAUAUUUGUCAUUGCAUUCACCAAGAGUAUUAAAAAUCAAUAAAGAAAAACCACUUAUGCUUAAAGAAGUUAAAUCAAAGAUAUUAGAAAGAAGAUUGUUGAGAUAGUCCUCAAGGAAGUCUCCAAGAAAAGCAUCACUUAAUUACUUAAUUUUUUCAAUCAAGAAACUCUUUCAAAAGAAAUUGGAAAGGCAACAAGAGGUAUUUUCCCACUCUAAAACAUUACAUUAAGAAAAGUAAAGUUGGUUAAGAGACCCAAGGUUGAUGGUAAUAUUUUUCAUUUAAAUGUUUAGCUCAAAAAUUGAGAGAAUUCUAUGAUGAUUCCCAAAGAUCCAAAGGUACAAUUAGAAGACACGGUCAAGCAGAAGACUAAACUGCUUUAAAUCUUAUCAAAUAAGGACAAAUAGAUAAGGAAUAAACAGAAUAAAAAUAAGAAUGAU
This is a messenger RNA of Paramecium pentaurelia, 901 nucleotides long. Lineage: Eukaryota; Ciliophora; Oligohymenophorea; Peniculida; Parameciidae. The record is from the annotation of a GenBank genome assembly.